Teleopsis dalmanni is the source of this 2381-nucleotide messenger RNA. RefSeq lists its product as uncharacterized. Gene Ontology annotation, molecular function: zinc ion binding. The transcript is spliced from 4 exons. Gene Ontology annotation, cellular component: endoplasmic reticulum membrane. The record is from RefSeq and is a predicted model, not a curated record. Bases 140 to 2365 code for a protein of 741 amino acids. NCBI's taxonomy places the organism in Eukaryota, Metazoa, Arthropoda, Insecta, Diptera, Diopsidae.
AAUAGUUAAAGUGCUUAACAGUUUUUGUACUGAAAUUAAUUUUGUUCUUUACUUAUUGUUCUUUAUUUGUUCAACUUAAGUAAUCUGAAAAUUUUAAAAUACGCUAAAAGGAAGUUUUUAAAAAAGAAAGGAAGUAAACAUGUCUAAUGUAUCCGAAAAAUUUUGCCGAAUUUGUUAUGGUGGCAGCGAAUAUGAGGCGCUGAGCAUGCCAUGUAAAUGUUCGGGAAGUAUGGAAUCCGUUCAUGAGUACUGCCUAAAGAGUUGGUUGAAGAAUUCACGAAAACUAUGUUGUGAGUUAUGCAAGUACAACUACAAGAUACGUCUGACUUUCCGGCAGUUUUCCAAUCCACUUUUAAUAGCAUGUGUUACAUUAUUCCGUUUAUUAUGCUUGUUGUUAUCCAAGAUUCAAAGUGGCUUCUCUAUAAUUAUGAUCACUCUUAUGCGGAUUCUUUUAUUAGCGCAAACCUAUCGCAUAUAUGAAACGCUUUUUGAAAACAUUUUUAUCAAAAAGCCAUCGAGGGAAAUCUGUAUUGUGUUGGAAGCACUCCUUGGAAUACCAAUUACAAUUAUUGCAAGAAUCCUGUUUUUGUUAUUACUAAAUUCAACUCUGACGGCAAUCGAAAAAAUAAAUGGACUUCCAGACAGGGAAAUAUUUCGGAGAAAUAUUUUGCUCCUGAAACAAACGCACUCUAGUCCAGCGGAGACAAGUUUUAUUUAUUUUGCAAUCAACGUAUUUGUUAUAUAUGUCCUCAUUUGCUUCCCAUUUCUAAUCGGUUACUUCAUAUUGAGUAGUGUGCAUGUAGUGACAUUAGCCGAUGGUUCGAAUAUGCUUGCAUCAAUUGUAAUUUGUUUAUUUGGAUAUUUUGUAAUCAUAGCCAUUUUUGAACCUCUACAAGAUCGGCUAAGUUCUAAUUUGGUGGACUAUACUUAUAUAACCAUUAAAUCCCUCUUCUACUACCUAAUGAUUUUUUUUACAUUGCCGUUAUUCAUUGGUUUUUGGCUUGAUGUGUGCAGUUUGCCAUUCUACAGUAGGAGUUUUGAUGUUAUCUAUGACUGGCACAGUACUAACCCAAUGCAAUCUAUAAUUUUUCACUGGAUUUUAGGAGCUGUUUUUGCAUCACUUACUCAUCUCCUGGUACUUUAUCUCCGACGUACCUUAUAUGAUACUUUACUAAGAAAAAUAUUAUGGUUUAAUCCGCGUAAGCUGUCUUUUAAAAAGCAUUUUGAAAGAGACUCUCUAUCAACUUUCGCACUUCAAUUUAUCCGUGUUCUGGUUUUUCACUGCAUAACGGCAAUAUUUUUAUUCGGUGUACCAACGAAAGUAUUGCUAAUGUUUAACAUAGGAUGGGAUAAAAAGAUUCGGUUUAUAUUCCAAAUAUUGGUAUACUAUGGGAGCCUAAGAUCAAUAAUGUACACAUGGACCUUUUAUUCUUUUAAACUAUUUGAUAUACACGAUUAUUUACUACCAGAACACGGAUUUGGAGUUAAUACGGAUUUGGAGGAUGUCUUAGAGAACUUUUUAUGUGCUCAACCCAUACUUAGAACACCGAGAAAUAUUCCCGAUUGCAGCGAAAUUUCCUUUUUAUAUUGUCGAAUAAUUGGACUUUACCUAAUAGCUAUAAUCUCAUCGUUUGGACCUUUUCUAGUAGGAGGAUUUGUUAGUGUAAUCGUUUUUUCUGCAAGCAGUAUUUUGAACAAGUAUAUAUAUUACUUCAUCAUUUCACUGUACUUGGGAUAUAAAAAGCUGCAACUGUUAAUAGACAUAGUUCUUUUUGGACAAAAUAGUGCAUUUAAUUUUUUAAUUGUACUUAAUUUCUUUACCACUGCCCUGACACUUUCCAGCGAUUCAAUAGCUGCGCUUUUCAAUUCAUGGUACGAUAUAGUAAUUGCACCACUCAAAGUUAUACCAGAACCUUUAUCAUUUAUAUCUUGGAAGGUAUUUAUGGCUGCUUUUUUUUUCGUGGGAACGGUUGCCAUGUUUAAGGACCGGUAUGAGUGGUUCAUGAGAAAUAGUUUCGGAAUAUUGAGGCGACAAUAUUUAAUCUUAUGUAUCAUGCCGUAUGCCUUAGCACAUUCAAUUGUCCCACUACUGGUUCAUGAUUACAAUCAAAGGACACAUCUCUUACAAAAUUUCUAUUUAUAUUACAUUGCCUUAUAUAAACUUUUGCAAUGUGUUUUUAUUUUACAAUAUUUAAAAACUAAAUUUCAAAAGUACUAUGAAGAAGUGAAGAUAAUAGACUUUUCUCAGGACAUUCAUUUUGAUAAUUAUAACGAGAAUGAAGAAGUAGAAGGUACAGAUAGAGUUAUGGUUUUAACGAAUGCACCAACUAAAUUAAUCUAUAAAUUCUUUCGGAACAUUUUAUAAACUUUCUUUAAAAAUU